GAACGUUAUAUAUCUCAACAGGGGCGUUCACAGAUAAACAAAAGCUCAAAGAGUUCACAUGGUCAUCAAUGGCAGAGUUAGAGAACCCGGUUGUCAUGACAAAUCUUAUCGCUUUUCUCUCUUCUCUGCUUCAAAGAGCGGCUGAAUCCAACGAUAUUAACUGUCGACUCCAGCCCCAGAAAAUUUCUGUUUUUCAUGGCCUAACUCGCCCUUCUAUCUCCAUUCAACGCUACUUAGAGAGAAUUUUCAAGUACGCGAACUGUAGUCCCUCUUGCUUCAUUGUUGCUUAUGUUUAUCUUGAUCGGUUCGCCCAAAGGCAACCCUCGUUGCCCGUCAAUUCUUUCAAUGUUCAUCGUUUGCUUAUCACUAGUGUCAUGGUUGCCGCAAAGUUCAUGGAUGAUAUGUAUUACAGCAAUGCUUACUAUGCAAAAGUUGGAGGAAUCAGCACAACAGAGAUGAACUUUCUUGAAGUAGAUUUUCUGUUUGGAUUGGGGUUCAGCUUAAACGUGACACCCAACACUUUUCACACUUACUGUUCAUAUCUUCAGAGAGAGAUGAUGCUGCAACCUCAACCACCAUUAAAUAUUGCAGAUUCAUCUUUAAACAUUGGAAGAUCACACUUGUGUUUCAAUGAAGAUGAAACCUCACACCAAAAGCAGCAGCAGCUAGCUGUUUAAGUCUUAUUGUAAACUGUUAGUGUAGUUAGAUAUGAAGUUGUACUGAUUCUUCAGAAGGAGACAUGGAGCAUGUGCAAUUACAGAUUGGAAGUUUAGACUUUGGAAACACCAUGAAAGGGAAAGAUGGGAUGCUACCACAUACCCCACCUUGUAAAAGGGAAACUGGUUUGGACUUCCAAUUCCAACAGUCUUAUUAUUAUAAUUGCCAUAUUGACCAUUCUUAGAACACAUAAAACAGUUGUGUUUAUGCCAUUUUAUUUACUUUUUGUAUUGCUUUUAUUUUGAAGUCACUUGUAUGACCAUAUUCUUAUAUUCGAAAUCUAGGAGAAAAAAGACCAAGACAAUUUUUCGUCUUUUGUUAGCUUACCAA
Mangifera indica (mango) is the source of this 1047-nucleotide messenger RNA. RefSeq names its product cyclin-U4-1-like. The transcript has 3 exons. Gene Ontology annotation, molecular function: protein kinase binding. Gene Ontology annotation, biological process: regulation of cyclin-dependent protein serine/threonine kinase activity. The coding region runs from base 69 to 677 and encodes 202 amino acids. Lineage: Eukaryota; Viridiplantae; Streptophyta; Magnoliopsida; Sapindales; Anacardiaceae. The record is from RefSeq and is a predicted model, not a curated record.